Varanus komodoensis (Komodo dragon) is the source of this 1926-nucleotide messenger RNA. RefSeq names its product nuclear prelamin A recognition factor (gene NARF). The transcript has 12 exons. Gene Ontology annotation, molecular function: lamin binding. Gene Ontology annotation, cellular component: lamin filament. The record is from RefSeq and is a predicted model, not a curated record. The coding region runs from base 340 to 1719 and encodes 459 amino acids. Lineage: Eukaryota; Metazoa; Chordata; Lepidosauria; Squamata; Varanidae.
UGCAGACGACAGAACAGGAGAGAGGACAAACAAGGCGACCCCAAAAAUAGGAAGAGAAAGGAAGAGCGCGUUGCAUCCUGCUUAGGGACCGCUCAGGACCACCCGGCUUGUGUCUGGCGUUCCAACACAAACCGCACGCCUUUAGCUGUAAUGAUAUUUAAUUUCUCUUAGGGAUGCCAUUUGUGACUUAAGUGAAUUAUGCAACAAGGCAGGUGAGAAAAACAGGCAGUGGCUUCUCCUGUGGAUGCAAGUAUAAGAAGAGACCCAGCAACUUUUCAAGCACAGCCUAAUACCACCAAACAAAAAUAGACCAAAGAAAGUAAAGGCAAAGAUCCACAAAUGAAGUGUGAAAAUUGCACCAAAACGGAAUGUAGUAAAAAACAGAAGAGUGAUGACCAACAAAACACACCAGUUGAGUUUCUCAAUUCAAACGACAAAAAUGAAGAGAAAAGUGAAUUCCAUAAGUUGGCUAAUGCUAAAAUACUGCUUAGUGACUGCCUAGCUUGUGACAACUGUAUAACAUCCAAUGAAGCAGUUAGAGUUUUCCAGCAAAAUCAGAACGAACUCUUCAGUGUACUGAACCUUAAUAAGAAAUGUGAUACCUCAAAACACAAAGUGUUGGCAGUGUCUAUAUGUCCUCAGUCCUUGCCUUAUUUUGCUGCUAAGUUCAAUCUCUGUGUAACAGAAGCAGCCAAGAGGCUUUGUGGUUUCCUCAAAAGUCUUGGUGUGCAUUAUGUCUUUGAUACCACGAUAGCUGCUGAUUUUAGUAUCCUGGAAAGCCAGAAGGAGUUUGUGCAACGGUACCACCAUCAGAAUCAAGAAGAACAUGCCUUACCUAUGUUCGCUUCAGCUUGCCCGGGUUGGAUCCAGUAUGCAGAGAGAGCCCUCUCCAGCCUGGUAACUCCACACAUUUGCACUGCAAAGUCCCCGCAGCAGAUCAUGGGCUCGCUAAUAAAGGGGUAUUUUGCCAGACAGCAGAAUCUCUCCCCAGAGAAAAUAUUCCACAUCAUUGUGGCACCUUGCUAUGAUAAAAAGCUAGAAACCUUGCGAGGAGACUUCUACACCCCGUUGUCUAAUUCUCAAGAUAUUGAUUGCGUUUUAACAUCAGGUGAAGUCUUCCAAAUAAUGGAGCAGAGAAAAAUCUCUCUGAAAGAAACAGCAGAGCAGGACUUUGAUACCCUGUUUGGUGGAGCAAAGGAGGCUGAAUUAAUCCGGCAUGAUGGAAGAAGCUCGGAUGGUUACCUGGAGCACAUAUUUAAAUACGCUGCCAAGGAGCUGUUUGACACUGAAGUAAAGGAGCUCACAUACAAAGUAUUAAAAAACAAAGAUUUCCAGGAGGUCACACUAGAGAAGGACGGUGAGACAGUGUUGCGCUUCGCUGCAGCAUAUGGCUUCCGCAACAUCCAAAACAUGGUCCUGAAGUUGAAAAAGGGGAAAUGUUCCUACCACUUCGUAGAGGUGUUAGCCUGUCCUGGAGGGUGCUUAAAUGGGAAGGGUCAGGCUCAAACUGAAGAUGGAAAACCAGACAAAGCCCUGCUCAGGCAGAUGGAAGAUGUAUAUGCUGCAGUGCCUGUCCGACUUCCUGAAACUGAUGGGCAUGUGCAGAAGCUUUACCAGGAAUGGCUAGAAGGGAUGGACUCUAUGAAGGCCCAUCAGUCAUUACAUACCAAGUACAGCAUGGAAAAACCCGCUGCCACCAGUUUGGAUAUCAAAUGGUGACCAAACAGAUUUGAAGACUUGCAUUAGGGUUGUUACACAAGCAGCAGUGGCAACUAUUCUAUGCAACUGGAGACAGGGACUGAUUAAAUUUGGAAACAGUACAAAGGAUUGGAACUGCUUUGUUCCCCUCCUGGACUAUCUAGAGUCAAGAUGUUGCUUGAUCGUUUCCAUGUAACUUUGGAAUGUCUUUAUUUAAUCAGAGCCUGA